GACUCUUGGCUCAACCUUCCUUUCUUUCUCUUUCUCCUUAUUCGUUUCUCUUCUUCUUCGUUUCCCUUUUGGUUUUUGUAAGAUCUACAAAAAAACCCUAGAAAGAGAGGAACGUAGGGGAGAAUCACAUAGAGGAUAAAAUUGAUGGGAAGAGGGAAGAUUGUGAUCCAAAGGAUCGAUGAUUCUACCAGUAGACAAGUCACUUUCUCCAAACGAAGAAAGGGUCUUAUCAAGAAAGCCAAAGAGCUAGCCAUUCUCUGUGACGCCGAGGUCGGUCUCAUCAUCUUCUCCAGCACCGGAAAGCUCUAUGACUUUGCCAGCUCCAGCAUGAAGUCAGUUAUUGAUAGAUACAACAAGAGCAAGAUCGAACAACAACAACUACUGAACCCCGCAUCAGAAGUCAAGUUUUGGCAGAGAGAAGCUGCGGUUCUAAGGCAAGAAUUGCAUGCUUUGCAAGAGAACCAUAGACAAAUUAUGGGGGAACAACUAAAUGGUUUGAGCGUCAACGAGCUAAACAAUCUUGAGAAUCAACUUGAGAUAAGUUUGCGUGGUAUUCGUACGAAAAAGGAACAAAUGAUGAAUCAUGAGAUCCAAGAACUAAGCCAAAAGGUCACUAUGAGAUAUGCACUUACACGCAAUAUAUUUCUCACGCAUAUCAAUCUAAACUCUCCAAAAAUAAUAUGUUACAAUUUUCACUUUGUGAUUUUUCUGAUGGUGGUGCAGAGGAACCUCAUUUAUCAGGAGAACCUCGAGUUAUCUCGAAAAGUACAACGGAUUCAUCAAGAAAAUGUGGAGCUCUACAAGAAGGCUUAUACAUCAAGCACAAACGGGUUUAUACAACGUGAACUAGCUGUCGCGGAUGAUGAAUCUAACACUCAGAUCCGGCUGCAACUAAGCCAGCCGGAUCAUUUCGAUUAUGAGACCCCACCAAGAGCAAGCCAAUAACACCAUGUGAUUGAUGUGUGGAGAUACGAUGGUGUUAAAAGAAUAAACCAAAUGUGUUUGAAUACGGAUCUUGAAUUGGAAACAAACAAGAAACUUCAAGAAGCCAAGCCAUAAAAAGCAGCAUGUCUCUUCUAAAUUUUCAUCAAAUCAUACGUUUCCUUUCUCUUGUCCCUUUCAAUUGUAUAAAGCAUAUAUAAUACAGAAGAAAUACAAUUAAAAUUGUGUUUAUUAUACUCAUCCUGAGUACAUAUGGUCCGGUCUUUUUAUAACCACACAUUCUCUAAUUAACUGAAGAAAAAAGAACAUCCAUUUGUUUUUAUCGGAAUUCUCUAUAAAUGUUCUACACUUAAGAAAAUAUAUAUAUCUCAACACUUAAGAUUUUAAUUUUCAGUAUAAAAUGCACUUAAGAUGUUCGACUAUGGCUGUUGCUCUCCUUCUUUUCCUCCUGUCCCAUUUGUUCUUUACCUAUUUCAGAGUUGUUUGUUGGGUCUGAUCUGACUUGGUAAGAUACUAAUUUGUAAGCUUUGUUUAUGGUUUCCGGGGACAUGUAAGUCAUCCGAUAGCUUUAGACUCUAGGGAAUGGUCUGUAUUCUAUCAUGCUAUAGUUUUUGAUUUAAGUAUAUAUGUUACCAAAUUGUGCUUACCUUUUCGGGAACAUAUUCGUUUAGAACUCUAGAUUUAAGCGUGAUUAAACUGAAAUAAUAGAAGAAUGAGUGAUCUAUCG
This is a messenger RNA of Brassica napus (rape), 1669 nucleotides long. RefSeq names its product agamous-like MADS-box protein AGL21. The transcript has 7 exons. Gene Ontology annotation, cellular component: nucleus. The coding region runs from base 145 to 945 and encodes 266 amino acids. Gene Ontology annotation, molecular function: protein dimerization activity; DNA-binding transcription factor activity, RNA polymerase II-specific; RNA polymerase II cis-regulatory region sequence-specific DNA binding. The record is from RefSeq and is a predicted model, not a curated record. NCBI's taxonomy places the organism in Eukaryota, Viridiplantae, Streptophyta, Magnoliopsida, Brassicales, Brassicaceae. Gene Ontology annotation, biological process: positive regulation of transcription by RNA polymerase II.